This is a messenger RNA of Aspergillus campestris IBT 28561, 2058 nucleotides long. RefSeq lists its product as uncharacterized. The transcript is spliced from 3 exons. NCBI's taxonomy places the organism in Eukaryota, Fungi, Ascomycota, Eurotiomycetes, Eurotiales, Aspergillaceae. Bases 1 to 2058 code for a protein of 685 amino acids. The record is from RefSeq and is a predicted model, not a curated record.
AUGACCAGUAAAUCAGACCAUUAUGAGACUCUGGUCGGCGUUGGUCGGAGAGUCAGCAGCAGAUUCAGUGUCGUUGAGGGGUUGAUCGGGGGUAAUGGUGAAGUUUCCGUGACCAAAGCGAUGUUUGUGAAUGAACUUCAGCGCUUCGAGCUAUGGAGCAUCAAUCUCGGUCUUUAUCAAAGUGGGCAUAGCUCUUUGGACUACCGAUUUCGUGACUCGCCUACUCUAUUUUAUUAUGCUCUUGGGUUGCUGCAGGACUUGGAGAGUGCUCUGAACCAACUUGCGCUUAUCUUGUACAAUCAUAACCAACCACAGGAAGAUGCUCGAAAGACUGGACUACCAGAGCAUACAGAGGAUUGGUCCCAUGGGGAGGAUUGCGAAGACUCAUCAGGUGACGAGGAUUCCGAGGACUUCUCUUCUUACCAAACCGAGCCAAUGGAUAGAGUCGUUUUCGCGAAUACUGUCACCACCAUUGACAGACUUUAUCAGCUGUCGUUCAGGAUUCGAAAUCCCAGGAUGAGAAUGGGACUCUCCAAAGCUCUCCAAUAUACUGAGUAUGAUUCUGACACCGGGAUUAACCUCAUGGAUGAGUAUGCAAAAUUGGAUAUUAAUCAUAUCGAGGAGCUUUUUCGCUCUUAUGGCCGUAUACACACCGCUGGUACACAUAACUACCUAAUCCAGCGCUUAGCGAGGGCCAACACUCGUCGGAGACAGCAAUUCCGGUAUUGGAAGAAGAGGAAGACGAAGUAUGAACGAUUUUCGAAACCAGAGAUUGUUGAAAAAACCUCCCAACAUCUUUCUGGAGAUCCGUCUGGCUUAGGACAGGCGUUGCACAUACCCAACGCGGCUCCCUCACAACCUUCGACAGUGACAUAUCUGAAUAUGUCCAAGAUCAAAGACGACGACAGCGAGAACGACGACGACGCUUCCAUAAGAUCGACGAAUUUAUUUGUUCUGAAGGCAGACGAAAAAAAUAGCGACCAGGCAGCAAUCCCGCCGCCACCGAAAAAUGUCGAUGUCAAGGAGUUCGAAUGUCCUUAUUGCUGUACGAUGUGCCCACGAAAACUACUCGCCAACAAGGCAUGGGAGCCUUAUGUCUGCACCUACAAAUACUGCAGUGAUCCAGACCAGCAGUACGAUAGCUUCAGUGAUUGGGUCACGCAUGAAACCCUGAGGCACAAGUUGACUUCCCAGAGCACCAGCCACGAAUGUGAAAUUGGUGAAUCUCAAUCUAUAAACCGUGAAGUCAGCACAGUGGAUACACUGACUACCCGUGAAUGUCCAUUCUGUCUCAUCCGAGACGCAACUCAGAUCCACAUUGCCUGCCAUCUUCGCCGAAUAGCAUGCUUUGCGAUACGAGGAGCAGGAGGUGGCGAAGAAAAUGAUGACAUUGAAGCCAAUAGUGGCAUGUCUGACCGAGCUGAGAUUCAUGAUCGCAGUUCCGAGCGCCUUUCAGUGAGCAGUUUGUCAUGGACUGACAACACCCAGCCUCAUGGUUAUGAUAAAUUCACUGAAAAGGGCCGUUGUCCGCACCCAGAUUGUGGGAGGGUUUUCACGGACUUGAACGCCCAUAUGCUCACUCAUCAGUCAGAGAGGCCCAAUAAGUGUCCUAUUGUUGGGUGUGAAUAUCAUAUCAGGGGUUUCGAGCGCAACCAUGACCAGCAAAGACAUACGAUGACUCAUUACAAGGGAACAAUGGUGUGUGGUUUCUGCACCGGUCCAGAGGAGAAGAUCUUCAACAGAGCAGACCUAUUUAAACGCCAUUUGACAAUAGUCCAUGGUGUUGAACAUAUUUCUCUGAGCACCCGGAAACACGGUCUAGUCGCAUCUAACAAAGUUCAGAGUGACAGUAGUGAUACACCGGCUAGGUGUUCUGUCUGCUCAGUAAGCUUUAGUAAUGCGCAGGAAUUCUACGAACAUCUGGAUGAUUGUGUUAUUCGGAUGGUGCAGCAGGUGGAUCCGAGCGAGAGCGUCAAUCAGAAACGGCUGAAAGAGGUCGAGUCGGACGAAGAGGUGAAAAAGUCACUGAAGAAGCAUGGACUCCUGGGAGAGGAGUAA